CUUGACCCAACCAUGCCCCCUUCAGGGAUCUCUGAUGGUCACAGAUUUGCCCUUUUUCCCAGGCUCCCAGCCACUUAACCGCAGCACACCGGCUACGGCAUCCGACGGGGGUCAGUUUCCUCAAAAGCUUUCCGGGGUUGCUCUGUCAACACUCGCGUAGAGUUGCUGCUGCAAAAAGGAGCGACCAUGUCGGAGCCGGAGUCUCUGAGGUCCUCCAGUGUCAGAAACCGUGGAGGUGUCCAGAGGGUCGAAGGAAAACUACGUGCCAGCGUAGAAAAAGGAGAUUACUAUGAAGCACAUCAGAUGUAUAGGACUUUGUUUUUUAGGUACAUGUCACAGGCAAAACAUGCUGAGGCAAGAGAACUGAUGUAUAAUGGUGCGCUGCUGUUCUUCAGCUAUAACCAGCAAAACAGUGCAGCAGACCUGUCCAUGCUGGUGCUGGAGGUUUUGGAAAAAUCUGAUACAAAAGUUGAAGAUGAAAUAUUAGAACACCUGGCAAAGCUGUUCAGCCUGAUGGAUCAGAACUCUCCAGAGCGAGCAGCAUUUGUGUCCAGAGCCUUGAAAUGGUCUACAGGAGGAUCCAGCAAGUUAGGUCACCCAAAACUCCAUCAGCUGCUGGCUGUCACCUUGUGGAAAGAGCAAAACUACAGUGAGUCUCGUUAUCACUUCCUGCAUUCAUCUGAUGGGGAGGGCUGUGCACAGAUGCUAGUGGAGUAUUCAACGUCCCGAGGCUUCCGCAGCGAAGUCGACAUGUUUGUGGUGCAGGCUGUCCUUCAGUUUCUGUGCUUAAAGAACAAAAGCAGCGCUUCCGUGGUGUUCAGCACAUACACAGAGAAACACCCGUCCAUAGAAAAGGGCCCUCCCUUUGUCCAGCCUCUACUAAACUUUAUCUGGUUUCUGCUGCUGGCAGUGGAUGGGGGUAAAUUAACAGUUUUCACAGUGUUAUGCGAGCAAUAUCAGCCUUCUCUGAAGAGGGACCCCAUGUAUAAUGAGUAUCUUGACAGAAUAGGACAGCUUUUCUUUGGCGUUCCACCCAAACAGUCUCCAUCAUACGGCGGUCUGCUAGGAAAUCUGCUGAACAGCCUGAUGGGAUCUGGUGAGGAGGACGACGGGGCCGAAGAAGCCCAGGACAGCAGCCCCAUAGAACUAGACUGAGCUUGCAGCCAAGGACAAGCAGAACAAACAAAAA
Messenger RNA from Melanotaenia boesemani (Boeseman's rainbowfish), 1189 nucleotides. RefSeq names its product guided entry of tail-anchored proteins factor 4 (gene get4). The transcript is spliced from 9 exons. The record is from RefSeq and is a predicted model, not a curated record. Bases 187 to 1155 code for a protein of 322 amino acids. Gene Ontology annotation, molecular function: protein binding. Gene Ontology annotation, cellular component: BAT3 complex; cytosol. Lineage: Eukaryota; Metazoa; Chordata; Actinopteri; Atheriniformes; Melanotaeniidae. Gene Ontology annotation, biological process: protein insertion into ER membrane.